Messenger RNA from Scutellospora calospora, 291 nucleotides. The record is from the annotation of a GenBank genome assembly. NCBI's taxonomy places the organism in Eukaryota, Fungi, Glomeromycota, Glomeromycetes, Diversisporales, Gigasporaceae.
AUGAUAUUAUAUAAAUUAUUUAACUCAGAAGAACAAGAUCCUAAAUCACAAACUAUUUUUAAAAGAAGAGAAUGCUACUUGGUUAGAGGGAAUAUUAUACUUAAAAACAUGAGAUUAAAAAUAGCAGUUGCAACCUCAACUCACUUAACUAUUAACAACUCAACCUCGGAAUCAAAUAAAUAUCUUUUAAAAGUUUUUUUAGUAAGAACUCUACAGAGCAAAUUAAUUGCAAUUGAAAAUACAGAAAAUUCAUUCUUUGAAAUAUUCUUAGAUAGAAGUCAUCGACAAUAA